CUGAGAGCAGGGAACUAUCUCUAUUUUUCUCUUUGACUGUUAAACCGUGGGAGCGCUCUAAUUGGCGGCCGUAAAACGAGAGGAAGUAGUUUGUUCUCUCAGGGUCUCGUUGGCAGAGAGUCGAAUAUAAUUAAGUGCAGUUUUGUGUUCAGACGUCGGUGUGCUUCUUUUAAUUUAUUUAAGAAGAGAAGUGUCAACAUUUAGUUUAACAAUGACUUCCUUCAACAAAGGUCCCGCCUAUGGGUUAUCUGCAGAAGUGAAAAACAAGAUUGCACAGAAGUAUGACCCUCAGAAAGAAGAGGAGCUCAGGAUCUGGAUCGAGGACAUCACCGGCUGUCCCAUUGGACCAGACUUCCAAAAAGGCCUGAAAAAUGGAGUCAUCCUGUGCGACCUAAUCAACAAACUGCAGCCAGGCUCUGUGAAAAAGAUCAACCAAUCAGCUCUGAACUGGCAUCAGUUGGAGAACCUGACCAACUUCAUCAAAGCCAUCACAAAAUACGGCCUGAAGCCUCAUGAUAUCUUUGAAGCCAAUGACCUGUUUGAGAACGGCAACAUGACGCAGGUCCAGACGACGCUGCUCGCCCUCGCCAGCAUGGCUAAGACCAAGGGCUGCCAGUCCCGGGUGGACAUCGGCAUCAAGUAUGCAGACAAACAGGAGCGGAUGUUUGACGAGGAAAAGCUGAAGGCUGGACAGUGUGUCAUCGGCUUACAGAUGGGGACCAACAAGUGUGCCAGCCAGGCUGGGAUGAAUGCAUAUGGCACCAGGAGGCAUUUAUAUGACCCAAAGGUUCAGAUCCAGCCCCCCAUGGACAACACCACCAUCAGCUUGCAGAUGGGAACCAACAAGGGAGCGAGUCAGGCUGGGAUGACUGCUCCUGGGACCAGGCGGGCCAUCUAUGACCAGAAACUGGGCACAGACAAGUGCGACAACAGCACCAUGUCCCUGCAGAUGGGGUACAGCCAGGGAGCCAAUCAGAGCGGCCAGAACUUUGGCCUGGGACGGCAGAUCUACGACUCCAAGUACUGCCCCGAUGCUGGAGAAGUCCCCGAUAAUCAGUAUGAUGCCGGCAGCGGACGAGAAUACUUCCAUGACUACCAUGACGAAGGCUUACAGGUAUACACGGAAGAGGAGCAGGUGCUUUAUGACGACAGGACAGGUUAUUAAAAGGAGGGAAGUGAUGUUAGACAGCAUGGAGGCAGGCGGACGUUUUUUUUUUUAUAUCCACAGGAUGUUGAGCUGCCUUUUCAGGUCCCAUCCUUUUAGUAUUGUAUGAAUUUGUCGUUGGCUCUAAUUGAUACACAUAUCAUGAUGAACUGUAUUUUUGUGAUUCAUCUUUUUUUAUACUUAAAAAUAUAUAGUGAUUCCACUUGAAAACCAAUGGUUUGACUUGGUUUAUUGUUUAGCACCAGAAAGUUGGUUAAAGUACAAAUCUUGUUGGAACAGUUCUGUUUUUUUUCCUAUUCUUACAAACGUCUUCCUUUCUUAUCUUUAGUGCAGGAAAUUGUUGCUUUGUUUGCAUAACCAGUCCAAGUGGACAAAUGUUUGUUUUUUCUUUGGACCAGAGGCAGCACGAGUUUCCAACAUUCCAAGCAACAAUACUGGAUUUAUUGUUUUUCAGUGACUGUUUAAGUGAAUAUUUCAUGAACAAUGGUUGACAUACGAACAAUCCUAACAUUAUGUUUGAUCAUUUAUGAUGCUAUUUAUGCUGAGUCUGAACAUUGUUUGCUUGCAAUAUUGUUGUCCAUAGAAGAGAACUAAACAUGUGAAAGUGGUUUAAUAAAAUGUAUACAUUA
This is a messenger RNA of Poecilia reticulata (guppy), 1794 nucleotides long. RefSeq names its product calponin 2 (gene cnn2). Gene Ontology annotation, molecular function: actin filament binding. Gene Ontology annotation, biological process: actin filament organization; actomyosin structure organization. The record is from RefSeq and is a predicted model, not a curated record. Lineage: Eukaryota; Metazoa; Chordata; Actinopteri; Cyprinodontiformes; Poeciliidae. Gene Ontology annotation, cellular component: actin cytoskeleton; focal adhesion.